Molecule: messenger RNA, 3922 nt
Organism: Mus pahari (shrew mouse)
Lineage: Eukaryota; Metazoa; Chordata; Mammalia; Rodentia; Muridae
Gene: Castor2
Product: cytosolic arginine sensor for mTORC1 subunit 2
Exons: 9
Coding region: 331-1320 (329 amino acids)
Biological process (GO): cellular response to L-arginine; negative regulation of TORC1 signaling
Cellular component (GO): cytosol
Source: RefSeq, a predicted model, not a curated record
UGGCAAGUUGUUUGUUACAGCGAACACCAGCUGCUGCUGCGCCGGGCGCCGCGCUCCGCCGGGCGCUGUUUGCUUGUCCACCCUGUAGCUUGCUGCACCCCGCAGGUCCUCCCCAGGCCUCCUUUUUUUUUUGCAACUUGCCAAGCUUCUUUUUUCUGGAUCGAGUACGAAUCAGCCCGGCAUCGAGCUCCGGGCCCCCUUCCCUGGGCCGGUUGCCCCACGGCUUGGGGCGCACAGGGGGCGGGGGCCGCGGCUCGUCCUCGUCCCCGUCCCCCCCCCCCAACUCGGGCCACCGCGGAUGAUCCGCCGUGGAGGAGCCCCGGGCGGACGAUGGAACUGCACAUUCUGGAACACCGGCUGCAAGUUGCCAGCGUCGCCAAGGAGAGUAUCCCGCUCUUCACCUACGGCCUCAUCAAACUUGCCUUCCUGUCUUCCAAGACCAGGUGCAAGUUUUUCAGUCUAACAGAGACCCCUGAGGAUUACACCAUCAUCGUAGAUGAGGAGGGUUUCCUUGAGCUGCCCUCUUCAGAGCACCUGAGCGUGGCGGAUGCCACCUGGCUGGCCCUGAACGUGGUGUCCGGUGGCGGCAGCUUCUCCAGCUCCCAGCCCAUCGGUGUGACAAAGAUCGCCAAGUCUGUCAUCGCCCCACUGGCCGACCAGAACAUCUCCGUGUUUAUGUUGUCCACCUAUCAGACUGACUUCAUCCUGGUGCGGGAGCGGGACCUGCCCUUCGUCACUCACACCUUGUCCUCGGAGUUCACCAUCCUACGCGUUGUCAACGGAGAAACAGUGGCGGCUGAGAAUCUCAGCUUCACCAAUGGCUUUGUGAAGCCCAAGAUGGUCCAGAGGCCAGUCAUCCAUCCACUGUCUAGCCCAAGCAACAGGUUCUGUGUCACCAGCCUGGACCCUGACACGCUGCCCGCUGUCGCCACCCUCCUCAUGGAUGUGAUGUUCUACUCCAAUGGAGUGAAGGACCCCAUGGCUGCCAGUGACGAUUGUGGCCACAUCCGCUUCUUCUCCUUCUCGCUCAUUGAGGGCUACAUCUCACUGGUGAUGGACGUACAGACCCAGCAGAGGUUCCCGAGUCACUUGCUAUUCACGAGUGCAUCUGGAGAGCUCUGGAAGAUGGUGCGGAUAGGAGGACAACCCUUGGGAUUUGAUGAGUGUGGGAUUGUAGCCCGGAUCUCCGAGCCCUUGGCAGCGGCAGACAUCCCGGCAUAUUACAUCAGUACUUUCAAGUUCGACCAUGCAUUGGUUCCAGAAGAGAAUAUCAGUGGGGUUAUCCAUGCCCUGAAGGUCAGUCAAGCAGGGAAGCAUUAGAAAAGACUCGUCUCUGGGCUCCUCCCUGCCACAGCCCACCUGGGCCUUUCCCACCCCCACCCCCACGAAGGUUAUUCUUGCAGUAUUUCCCUAUGGACUGUAAAGCUCGGCCCCAGGACCUUUAAGGAAGGGGCCUCUGGGAUAUUCCCCUGAUUCCUGACUCCUCCUAAGCUAGGGCCACCCCCACAUCCUCCUCCUGCCUUCCAGAGUCCCCAGCCUUUUCAAUAAUGACUCUGUUUCCGCUCGGUGGGGGUGUGCCCAUUUUCCUCCCCCAAGUUCCACCCCAGAAAGCGGUCUCCGAGGCCCAGGACACUUGGGACCAGCCCAAGGCCUCACCCACAGCCCGCAGCAAACACCAAAGGAAGCUGGCACCUCCCGUGAGUCCCUGGGAUUGGGGUCCUGAUGCCCCUAGGGACAUCUUAGGGAGUUGGUGGAGCAAGAUUGGGGGUGCAGAGCUGGGGAAGCCCCCGUGAGCCCCCCCCCAGAAUUGACGGUUAUGGUUGCUGCUCUAGUUUUAGAGGUUCAGGGGCUGGUUCCCUCAGAAUGGAGGUCAGCAGGCCACCCUCAGGUCAUAAUGGCCAGUGAGCCUCAGACAGUAGCAGUGGGAUCCCUACCCCUAUGCUGGGGAGAAAGGCCAAGACUCUAGAACGCCACCUGCUGACCACACAGGGCCUGUGUCGAUUUCCUCUACAACUGCCAAGAGGGGCCCUGGGCCAAACUCUCCCCCCCCCCCCAGAGCGCUUGUCCCUGGAGGGGAAUCCCAGGACACCUCCUCUCCCACCAGCCUAGAGCGCCAGCUUCUAUCUGUCCUUUGUUCGCUCUCCCCAGACCCAACGCGGGCAAGCAAAGACUCGGCUUCUUCCAGCAAUGGGCAUCCUCACCUGCCCAGGCCUGGGGUGCCUUGGGCCAUGUCCCACCUCCCCAGCUGUCACUUAGACCAGCCUAGAGAAUUCCCCAUCAUCCUCUCUGCCCCACUUUUAGGGGCUGUAGAGGCCUCAGCCCCCCCCCCCCCCCGCAGCUCAUAUACCUGCCCGAAGUACGCACAGCUAUCUGUGGUCACGGUCAUACCUGGGGAGGCAGGUAUCUCGGAGCAUUUGUAGGGAGACAUUACACUCGCGGGUUUCUUCUUCCUUGUAUUUGCAUACAGGUGGUUGGGGAAAGCGUAGUUUGUUUGGAGGGGGUGGAGCCUGUUCGAGUCUUAUUAGGGUGCCCAGGGUUCAGUGAGACCUGGCACCCUGUGUCAUAAGAAUCCUGGCCGUGUCUUCUGAGGAGGGCUAGUGGGAGCAGAGCUCUGACACAAGACACCGGGACCCCAGAGCACCCCCUACAGGACAUGCCAGUGUCCCGCCACCUGCAUGUGGCACUGUUAGCUGGGACGGCGGGAGGGGGCGGGGGGGGGUCCACCAGACUUUUUGCUCUUGGGGUAUUUUGUCAGGCGGCCCUGUCUCCAACAACAAGGUCAGAGGAGGAAUGUUUAUUUAACCCUGAACAGUCUUGUACAAACUGUGUUUCUCUCCUCUCUGGGCCACAGAAACACACCGGGGUGGAGGAACUAGUCUAGAAUCAUGCAGAAGCCAGAACCCAGCAUGUUAAUCAAAAUCACCUCUGUGGUUGGUUUUGGUGGGUUUGGUUUGGUUUUGGUUUUGGUUUGAUUUUGUUUUUGUUUUUGUUUGUUUUUUGUUUUGUUUUGUUUUAAACUCCUUCUGCACAAAACCCUUAAAACCAAAUCUUAUUAUUUUCUGGUCCUGAACGGGAAAUGGCCAAGUGGGCGGGGCUUUAUAGCAAGGCCCCUGAGUCCCCUUUUUCUCUCUCUGGAAGGCCUUGAUUGUCCGGGGUACACAUCCCCGGAACCCUUUCUGUGUCCCUUCCCAGUUAUCCCUUCCCACCGUAUAAGUGUGCUGGCUCCCCGCCCCCUGCCCCACCGUUGUGUGGACCCCUAGACUUCCUAGGAUGAGACUGUGUAUUGUACACACCUAUAAAUACGUGUUUUAUGUUGAUAGAGAUAUAUUCUGUAAAUAGCAUAUAUACUUGAGCAAUAUAUAUGUUAAUAUAUUCUGUGUGCGCAGGACACAGGCAAGGGCCCCCACCUCAUGUGCACACACUCGGGGACAUUUUGAGCCACCAUAUAUUUUUAAUUCAAAUAUGUAGGCAAUACGAUGAGUGGAAAAGCCCUGGGGUCCUGAGGCCAGCCUGGAGGGGAGACAGAACCAACAACCUACCACUGGUGGGGCAGGCUGAGAGGGCCAGUGUAGACUGCUUCAUAGCUACUGUACCCCCAUUUCCACAGCCUAGAGCUCUGGAUGCCUUUAUUUUAUUUGGGAGGGGGAGCUUUGAUCCAGAGGAGGGAUUGGGUUUUUGUUGUUGUUUUUGGUUUUGUUUUUGGGUUUUUUGUUUUGUUUUGUUUUUUUAACAGUGGCUCCCUCCCUCAGGGUUACCCCAAAACCUUUGUCUGGUAAACCUAUCUCUCCCAGCCUGCCUCCCUCCCGAGUCCCUUCCCCCAUAGAAAGCUGUAGACCUGGCAUCUUACCUGACUUUUGUUGUUAUUGUUGUGUUGUUUUCGUGAGGCAGGGUCUCUUUAGACGGCCCUGGCUGUCCUGGAACU